Messenger RNA from Didymella exigua CBS 183.55, 1800 nucleotides. Its product is annotated as alpha/beta-hydrolase. The transcript has 3 exons. The record is from RefSeq and is a predicted model, not a curated record. Lineage: Eukaryota; Fungi; Ascomycota; Dothideomycetes; Pleosporales; Didymellaceae. Bases 125 to 1720 code for a protein of 531 amino acids.
GGCGGAUGUACUUUCCUAUCGCGCCUUUAUCAAGUCACAUGCUCCACGCUCGUGUGGACAAAUAUAAAGUAUCAAUAGACUUUCCAAUCGCGACAAGCGAUUUUUCGAGUAUUUCGUCGACACAAUGGGUGACAAAAUGAAGCCUACCGGCACAACUACACUGGACCUCGGAUCUCAUGGCCAACUUAAGGGAUCCGUAUUUGCCAAUGGUGUCAAAAGAUUCACACACGUCCCAUAUGCUCUGCCCCCAAACGGGCCGCGAAGAUGGAAGAAGCCCGAACCGCUUCCCAAAGACCACAUCUACGGCCCGCUAGACUGUACUCAAUACGGCAACGUCUGUCCUCAGCCACAGUAUAUCGUCGAUGGAAGCCCUUUGAUCGACACAAACUACAGCUUCAAUGAAGAUUGCCUUGCUGUUAAUGUGUGGCUGCCACCCGGUGAUCCGCCAAAGGGAGGCUGGCCGAUUCUUGCGUGGAUCCAUGGAGGGUGGUUGCAGAUUGGCGAUCCGUCUCUAAAAGAGAAUUCCCAGCCUACGCAGCUCAUUGCUGAAGGUGGACUUGAUGCUAUGGUAGUCAGUAUCGGGUACCGUUUGAACAUCUUUGGGUUCCUUGCUGGCAAGGGAUUGGAGGGGAACUUCGGGUUUUGGGACCAGCGAUGUGCUCUAGAGUGGCUGCAAGACUAUGCCCCGCUACUUGGUGGUGAUCCAGAGCGUAUCACUCUGGGCGGUCUCAGUGCCGGUGCUUUUUCAACACACGUCCAGCUGAACUACGAGCUCUUUCACGGCAAUGACAAGAAACCACUAUUCAACAAUAUCUGGCUGCAAAGUAAUGCCAUACCUGCACAACCGAAAACCCUGGAUGAAGUCGAGACCCAAUUCCAAAACGUCUUAUCCACUUUCUCGAUCUCCACCGAUCUGCCCCCAUCAGAGCGCCUCGACAAACUCCGUUCCAUCCCGGCAUCAACCCUCGUCUCUCGAAUUUUCGACCUCGACAUCCACACCUUCCGCGCCGUCACUGAUGGCGAAAUGAUUCCCUCCGAUCUAAUGGCCAACAUCCACUUCGGGCGUUUCGCAGCACGCUUCAAGCAGCGCCGCAUGCGGAUCCUGCUCGGCGAGGCCGAGACAGAGGAAGUGUUGUACUCGCUCACGAACCCGCCACCAGACUUCUCAAACAAGGAAAUGCUCAAGGCGCUGAACAACUACUACGCUGGCCCGGUGUGCGAGACGCUGCUCUCGCUAUACAAGAAUAAAGGUAGUGCGGCAGACGAGAGAGUCGCUUCUGCGUUGUCUCUCGAAGACGAGCAGGAGAAAGCGAAACGGCUUUUCGGUCUCAUCACAUCGGACGUACAAGUCCGCGCGCCAAUCCGUGUGCUGUCCAAAGCGCUGUUUGAUGGCGGGGUGCCUGCUGAGCGUAUCUUGAGGUAUAGAGUUGCGUAUCGCCCAGAGUGUACAGAUAAAGUGUAUCCAAGGAACUUUGGUGUGACCCAUGCUGCUGAUGGUAUGAGCUGGUGGUAUAUUGAGCGGUAUGGAUUUGAUGAGGAAGAGAGGGAUAACGUCAAGAGGUGGCUUGGGAAGACGCUGAUUCCACUAGUCGGAGGUGACGGUGAUAGUGGAAAGAAGCUAAGAGCAGAAGAGCUCUUGUACUUCAGGGAAAGCGGAGAGAUUGGUGUUGUGGAAGAUCAGCAAUGGGAGUGGCUGAGUCAUGUUUCGGAGACACUUUAGAGUAGAACAAGUCUUGAGCGAAUAACGAUAGCGAUUGAAGGCUGCAAUGGUAGAGCCAGGCUCAACGAAUUUGUUCCUUC